AUGUUAAACCGUCGUGGCCCCAUUGCCAAGCUAGUUGGUGGAGCAAUUGGUUUGAAAAAGGAAUAUGAAGCCGAUCGAAAAGAGAAGAAGCAAGCGGCGCAGUCAUCAUCCUCGGCUCCGUCCCAUGACGACGACGCGGCGAGCAGCUCUGCGCAACAUUUGGCUGGGGACAGCGACCUUUCAGACGACGAAGACUGGGUGCAUGGCCUGGACGAGGUCCAGCAGUAUGAAGCCCACGAAAACGGCUCACAGCAUGAUGAUCCCAACGACAUUGACAUUGACCGUCUGCUGAGAGAAUUCAUUGCGCGCCAUCCGGUGCCGAGCGAGCAGUGCCAUGGUGCGCUACCAAUGCCCGUCAUCUUACCGCAGAGGCGGCCCGAGUCCCGCAAUCGGGGGUUCGUAAAGGCGUAUGCCCCGGUGUUGGAGAAUUGCGGCAUCAAUCAGGCUACCUGGUUUGAAUUCAUCGAUGGAUUCGAGAAGAGCAUCAAGGCAAAUCCAUGGUUCCAUGUGGCCAACGGAGCGAUUUGGAUUGCUGGCCACGUCGAGCAGGCAGUUGUGGGCAUCAGUCCGCUGGUAGGGUUUAUUACCAUGGCAAUGCACGUAAGCAUGGAGGCUUCGAGGAGAGCAUAUGUACAAUAUCAGCAGAACCAAUAUCUUGAUACCAUGAACGAGGAAUUCUUCAAGCCGCGUGGUCUUUACUGUCUCGUAAUGACGUAUAGGCCGUCUUCAGACGACCUCGUUGAUCAUGUCGACAUUGACCACAACAUUGCAAAGACAAUCGCUACACGAGAGGAGCAAGGCAAAUGGAAGCGCGCAUUCUCCACGUCAUCCUCCACGACGACCCAGGAGGCGGAAAUUCCAGACUGUGCACCGCUAAUCUUUCCCCAGCUGGAUAGCCUGGACGACAAGGAGAAAGGAAAUUCGAUCAAACAAUUUGGCAGCUUUGUCUCGGACUACUACGAUCGUCAAGCAGCAGCCAAGUUCGAGGCCGAGCAUCCAGAUUCCAAGAUCCCCGUGGCACCGCGCAAGGAGUUUGCCUCUGAUUAUAGCGAUCCAAACACUGUAGUCGGAAGCGGAGGACUCAUUGCUAUUGCUUCUGGCGGCAAAUACAACCCGGUCGGUCCGCUGGGCAAGCUCCGGGAGAGAGUCAGCGAACGCCGCGCAGAGAGGGGCAUCGAUCGGCCAGGCAUUAUCGAGGCGCGAAAGCGAAGGAAGGAGAAUCGGCCACUCCGCCGUAUGCUGAAGCAGGAUGCUCUCUACCUCAUGGUGGUCAAUCUCCCAACCCAAGAAGAGAUGGACCAAGUACUGGCAAAGGUGAAUGCAAGCCAGAGCACAUGA
Pestalotiopsis fici W106-1 is the source of this 1338-nucleotide messenger RNA. RefSeq lists its product as uncharacterized. The record is from RefSeq and is a predicted model, not a curated record. Bases 1 to 1338 code for a protein of 445 amino acids. Lineage: Eukaryota; Fungi; Ascomycota; Sordariomycetes; Amphisphaeriales; Sporocadaceae. The transcript has 3 exons.